Molecule: messenger RNA, 2550 nt
Organism: Pecten maximus
Lineage: Eukaryota; Metazoa; Mollusca; Bivalvia; Pectinida; Pectinidae
Product: SAM pointed domain-containing Ets transcription factor-like
Exons: 6
Coding region: 119-1321 (400 amino acids)
Biological process (GO): regulation of transcription by RNA polymerase II; cell differentiation
Cellular component (GO): nucleus
Molecular function (GO): sequence-specific DNA binding; DNA-binding transcription factor activity, RNA polymerase II-specific
Source: RefSeq, a predicted model, not a curated record
GUAUACACAUUCGCCGAAUCGUAACGUCACGUGACUUUCGAGCUAUUUAGAAUCGCGAAACGAAAAAUAAUUUCAUUCGAUCUAUCACCUCUAUCGGAAUAGAACGGUAGUAUUUACCAUGCAAACAGAAGGAGAAUUCCCGUAUAUCAACAUCUACUUGUCAAUGUGUCAGAGCAUCUCCGGUUGUUCGGACACAGAGGACAGCUUACAGAACAGAGACCAAAAGGUGCCACAGGGUCCAUUCAUGACGAGCCAAAGUGAUAUAAUGAUGUCUAGCUUUGACAACAUACUUGUUGACGAUCUGGGUAUGCUGGAGCCAGUGUCGGAAGUUUGCAUUAACACACCUGCCUCGCACGACCAAGUUUGUGUUCCAGACAGCCCAAAAAGUUUCACUGAUUUAGACACACAAUUUUAUCCCGAACAUGUGCAUAUAAAACAGGAGAAACAAGAGCCAAUGGACUUUCCUCCUUGUGAACAAUUAAGAUCUGAACAACAUAUGAGUGCGCAUGUACCGCCACACCAGCUUCAUCAGCAAAACAGCAUGCUGUUGAAGGAUGACGAAUCACUCUCCCGACUUGUUUUUGGUGUGAUGAAGCAGGAUAUUGAACACAUAUGUGGAAUCCUCAGAAUCAAUCAAAAUCCCCGAUAUUGGAGUCAGGAUGACGUCAGGAAGUGGCUGCAGUGGCAGGCACAGGAGUACUGUCCAAAUGCCAUUGAUGUCAAUGUAUUUAAAAUGAACGGAAUCGACUUCUGCAACCUUACACAAGAAGACUUCAAAAUAAGAACUCCAGCAGCUUGGUCGAACAUUUACCAUCAACUCGAAAUUUGGAAAAGUGCAUGUACAUUAGAUACACCGUGUAUGUCGCAGACGACAGAUUUCAACUGUAAUCAGAGGUUUUAUCCUGACUUUGAGCGGAUCCCUAUUCCUGCUAUGUCGCCUUCACCAAGUGUGUCUAGUGACGACAGCGAUGAAAGGAGUGACAAUGACGAGUUCUCAAACAUCUGCGGUGUAACAUCACCUUGCCUUCCCGCCGAAACUGAACACAAGCAGACGAUACAUCUGUGGCAGUUUUUGAAAGAGUUACUUCUUCAUCCGGACAAUUUUUCAAACUGCAUUAAAUGGGUCAGUCAAAAGGAAGGGAUCUUCAAAAUAGAGGAUUCAUCACGAGUAGCAAAACUAUGGGGGAAAAGGAAAAACCGUCCAGCUAUGAACUAUGACAAACUUAGCCGGUCCAUCCGACAAUACUACAAGAAGGGAAUCAUCAAGAAGACGACACACUCUAAAAGGCUUGUGUACCAGUUCUGCCAGCCUUACCUGUGAGAGUACGUCAGGGUACAUCAUGCAUUUUGACGACAGCACCCAUUGUCGUCUGUCACGUGAAUGUACGUGACCAUUUCCGACGAUAGCAUGUCAGAUCAAACAUUAAGAACUAUCUCGGUUGACUGAGGUUGAGGGGAUACCCAUGACAUUGAUUUGACAAGGUCAUCGCGAACAAGUCAUCGGCCCACCAUGGGCUUGCCGAGCCUGAGGUGCUUGGUGUUCUUGAAUUUGAGUAUAAAGCAUCUACACGUUGAACAUUGUAGAUCGACUACAGUACAAAUAGACACAAGAACCACGAUAUGGAAAGGAAAUCCGAUUUUGUAUAUUUCUGUCCAUUUACACUUGUUUUCUGGUCCUUUUAGCGGUUACGAGUGACCAAAAUGUUAACUUCUGGUGUAUAUAUUGAUAUACUUCUCUUAUUCAAAUGCAUUUGCAAAAAUAUUCAACAAAUCAUAUUUUUCUAUUGCUAUCCUUUAUAACAAACAACGCACGAUCAGCAGACGCAUUUUGGAAGAGAAAAGUUUAAAUAAAAUGUUUUUCUUUGCUCCGGGAAGCAAUUUUCCUAUUAUGAGCAUUCUUAAUAUAAUGAGAUACAGUGUUUUAAGAAAUUAUUUUGCUUAUGAUCUGUUUUUUUUUUUAUUAUUAUUACUUUUUUAAAAAGUUUGUUACUGUUAAAUGGCUUCCACUAUGUAUUGCAAAAUGGCUAAGAUAUAAGAUAAGGGUGUAUAUAAUAAUCGACACAAGUUUCAUUCAUCAUUUGCAAACGAAUAUAGUGUACAUAGCACAUUAUAUUUUAUGUCAUCACUGAAAGAGCCACAUGCUUGGGUCCAGGAAAGGUUUGAAAGUGUUUUGGGCGAAAGUGUUUCCUGAGAGAAUUUGUUGAAAACCGAGCUGGUGCUUGGUAAUAAGUAUGCCGUUGUAAAUUGUGGAUUGGAUAAUUGUGAUAGUAUUCAAAAAUGAGCUAAAAAGCGAAUGACUGAGAAAAUGAGUUGCCAUAGAAACCGGUUUGCCCAUUAAGUGUCAAUGUAUGGAAGGUGAUUUAUAUACGCGGGCGUAUGUAAAACGAUGGAGACGAUGCAUCAGAAUGUGUGAAUGAGAGAAUAAUUAAGUUUUGGAAUGAUUCUUGGGCGAGAAAAUGAUUCUUUUAAGCAAUUAUGUGAUAUUUGAUUUUUGUACACAAAAUAUAUAUGAUAUAGUUUUAUAAUUAUAUAAAAAUGAAUCAAACAUUA